AUGGAUAUUGUGGAAGAAUUUCUCGAGCUUACCCGUGAUGUGGCGACAAAUACAUUGGUAUCUCUAUGCAAAGUGCUGCGAAAGAGGAUACCAGGAAAGCAUCUCCCGAGCAAUUUGAAGCAACUGUGCGAUCUUAAGUCCGACCCUGAUCAUGCUGCAACCAGAUUUUGGAGGUGGCUGCGCAAGCAAAGUUGGAGGAAAAUGCUUCCUCUUGCCAAAGAGAUCGAUGUAGUCCUCUUGGAUCGAUCAAGGGUGGAGCCCCACUACAUUGAGACGUGGCAUGUCUUUCUCCCUUCAGACAUGCUCCUGGUCAAACACUUGGAGAAUUGA
Messenger RNA from Durusdinium trenchii, 330 nucleotides. Lineage: Eukaryota; Dinophyceae; Suessiales; Symbiodiniaceae. The record is from the annotation of a GenBank genome assembly.